UGGUUCUUAGCGCAACAGAGAGAGAGAGAGAGAGACAGAGAGAGGUGAAAGUGGAAGAGAAAUGAAAGUAGGCUCUAAAAUAGUGUUCCUUUUCAGGGACUCAGACGGCUUCGGCCCAGCAAUCUUCGAAGCUUUCCAACCACACCCAAACAAUCCCUCCUCUCUUCGUUUAGUAGAAGAACCCUUUGAUUUAUCUUUGGAGAGUUAUGGAAUCAAGGAUCUUAAAGCGUCUGGGAGCUUUAUUCACUUCGUAGACCAUCAGGGUCUCUAUCAGGUGUCAGUGUUGCUUAUGCAAAACUAUGAACCUCCAAUACUAGCUUGUGCUAUUAAUGAGGUUCUAGCACAAAUAGGUGGAGAAAAAUCAUCCUCAUUGCCCACAAUCAUCGUCCCGUUUGCUGUGGCAUCAUUAAAGCUUAAGGGGGAUGGUAAAACUCUGAUGUACAAUGACGACAAAGUUUCACUUUAUGGUGUACAAAUUGGUCCAGAAACAGACAUAACCAAACUCAUGUUUACCAGGACCCAGAAGCCAUCAUCGACAUUUCAAAUUCAUCAAGAAUCUUUAGCUUGCUUGCUUCAGUUGGUCCGUGUCUUGAAUUUGCCAACUUUCUUUCUUAUUGGACAAAAAGGCAGACAUCUUUCUGAUAAAUUUAUGGAAGAGUUGGAGAUACUUCAUGAGAUAGGAGAAGUUUUAGCAAGCACUCUUAACCUGUCAUUUUCAAGAGACAGAAUCACAUGGAAACCAAAAGCUACAAAAAAGCAUAGUGAAGAGCCAUGGCGUGCAUUAUAUGGUUGAAUCUGGGGUGUUUGAGGGUUUAGAGGUUGAGAAAAUUUGAAGUCUUGAUGUUCCUGAUAAAUUUUUGUACUACAGCGCAUUCUUUAAUGUCAUGGAGUACUUGAAGUUUUUAUGAUUCAACUGGCAUUAUAAUAGACACAUGAAAAAUGUUAUAUUC
Molecule: messenger RNA, 950 nt
Organism: Ziziphus jujuba (common jujube)
Lineage: Eukaryota; Viridiplantae; Streptophyta; Magnoliopsida; Rosales; Rhamnaceae
Exons: 4
Coding region: 62-793 (243 amino acids)
Source: RefSeq, a predicted model, not a curated record